Notothenia coriiceps (black rockcod) is the source of this 4652-nucleotide messenger RNA. RefSeq names its product HPS3 biogenesis of lysosomal organelles complex 2 subunit 1 (gene hps3). The coding region runs from base 178 to 3408 and encodes 1076 amino acids. The record is from RefSeq and is a predicted model, not a curated record. The transcript has 25 exons. Gene Ontology annotation, cellular component: cytoplasm. Gene Ontology annotation, biological process: organelle organization. Lineage: Eukaryota; Metazoa; Chordata; Actinopteri; Perciformes; Nototheniidae.
UGUUGUGGUUGACGGUUCACUUCCUGCUUUGCACUGUGAAAUCAAUAAACUUCAGCACAAAAGUAGGAAAAGCGAGGAUACCGAGGAUCUGUCAGCAUAGUAGCUGUCCUGCUGAAUGAAGACAGUCCGUUACAUUUCCACCCGGGGCUGAUUCCUGUCUCCAAGAGGGGAUCCAACAUGGUGCACGUCUACAACUGCCAUCCUUUCGCCUCACAGCAGAUAGUACAGGUGGAGCAGGAGCCUGGACUGGUCUGCUGUGGAGGGGGAGCUCUGUUUGUGGUGGCGACUGGAGGAUGCAAGGUGGAGGCUUACAAUGUGGAGCAGGAGGGCUGCCCUUUCAUCUGUCGCUUUGCCACCAUGGGCACUGUGAAGAGCAUCCAGCACAGCAAGAUGGGAGAUUACCUGGUUACCAUUGAGGAGAAGAACAGUGCCACUUACCUGAGAGCCUACACCAACUGGCGUUAUCAGGCGGAGGGGAAGGCCCGGGUCGGGGUGCGUUUGUUGGGCCACCUGCUGCGAGGUGCGUCUAUGCGGGGCGGGGUGCAGAUGGAGAUCAUCGAGAUCCCUCUUUCAAAGCGCCCUGUUGCCGUGGCAUGUUGUCCGGUGACAGGAGACCUUCUGGUCGGCUGUGAGGACACGCUGGUCUUGUUCGCCUUGAGGAGACAGAACCAGCAGAGCCUGAAUCAGAGUCAGCAGAUCCUUCAGAGCACCUCGCAGAACUCCAGUCAGAAUCAAGCUCAGUCUCCAAGUCCAAACCAGAAUUUCCUGGAUUUUGAACGCUCAGUUAUCCUGCAUCUCCCAAAGAUCGAGCCCAAACAGGUGGCACUGUGUGGAGGUUAUGUGGCAGUGCAGAUGGAGCUGGAGGUGCUGGUUUUGAAACUGGAUGCAUCUUCUGAUCCUAAAACCCAGGAGGAAUCAUCAGACACAAAGAAAGAUCAUAUAGAUGACCAGGCUGACUUCAUGGUCCUUCCGAGACACCAGGAGUUGCUGGGUGAUGUAGCUAAAGACUGUGACAUUCCUGUCAGCAUUGAGAAUACCGGGCUGGAGGACGGAAAAGGACAAUACACGCUAUCAUAUGUUCUCUUCAGGCGUUUCACUCCAGACUUCUUCCAGGGCUGCAGUGUGGAGGAAACUCAACUCCACUCACUGCAGCUUUACCCACUGUACACCAGUAACCAAUCCGUGCCUCUGGAAGAACCAGCAUGUGUCUUCUGCUUCUUCUCUCUCCCAAACGCUGGCUACCUGUACAGUCUGAAGGGUGGUGUCGAGCUUCUCUCCACCUAUCAGUAUCCAGAGAAAGUCCUGAAGGCGGUGCUAACGGACCACCUGCUGCACGUCAUUACAAAGAGUGCAUUGCAGUGUUUCACAGUGCGCUGUGCAGCAGUAGCAGCCAGGAUUGUGGACCCUUACAUCGACACCACCAUGAAGGCCUGUCCGCCCUGCAGCAUGGAGGUGUGUGCGCUCAGGAUUCAGCUGUUUAUCGGUCUGCGAUCAGUGUGUGUCUACGGCCGCCAUGUCAUCCUGCUCUCUGCCGCUGACACAGAGACACCAGAGGAACCUGAACGCACCCCGCAACGCAGACGCCUCAAGUUGAAAGAACACACCUUGCUGACUGGUAUUUUCUUGGCGGUGGGAAUCGAUCCCGCAACCACACCGGCUCUGGAGAGCUUUCUAUCACGGCCCUUCCUGAGCAGGAAAUGGACGAUCUCCUCUCCCAAAGAAACCAGCCCAGCAGGACACGGGUGGAACCUCUAUGUGGUCGACAGCGUCAGCCCCCUCACUCUUUACCAAGAGAUGGUCGAAUACAGCGAGCGGUACGCAGAGACCAACCCGCAGGCCCAAAGCCUUCGGCACCUCCUGAGUGAAGCUCACCUCUUCCUCCGUGCCUCCUUACUCAGGACAGAGCCUUCAGAGCAGCCACGAAACAUCGAGGGUGAAGCCGCCGUGACUCUGCAGACAGAUACAGACGCACCAGCUGAUAGACAGACAGCUGCACAGACAGACAGGCAGGAGGUGGAGGAGGCACUCAGGCACAACUGUGCACAGCUGGGAGACUGUUUCAGCAGGGGCAGUCAGAAGGACUGCCACCUGGCCUUGCCGUACUACAGGAUGUCCGGUCUGUCAGUCACAGAAGUCAUGGCCAGAAACCGCCCACUUCCCAGCAGCCCUCACACCUACGGCCCUGGCUUCCUGUUUUACCUGAAGCAUUUCCUGUUUGAAGAAACAGAGCAGACUCUCAGCCAGGAGGCAGCUGAUGAGGUCAUAGACAUUUUAAGCAAAUCAGAGCCCUCACAGCUCGUCAGUGUGUGUGCCAGCCCGUCCAUGAUAAACCUCAGUCCCGCCAAGACGCUGCAAAUCCUAAUACAUCAGGAGGACACGUGUGGUGUGUCUGUUCUUCUCACAAUCACCAUGGCAACCAUGAUGCUGUGUUUGGACGACCUGCCACAGUACACACAGCUGAUGGAGAGACACGCCGAGAUGCUGCUGGUGUACAGGUUCAUCGAGGAGCCCAGGCUGCUGCUGCAUGGCGGAGUUGGAGGCCAGCACACACACAUCCGUCCCACACGACUGACCCGACAGCUGGCAAAGUCCCAACCAGGACUGCUGGUGGCUGCCAUGGUGGCUUUACAUGAAAACAGCAAAGUUCAGCUGGAACAGGCUGAUCACAUAUUCAAGGAGCUGGGCUGUGAGAACUGCUUGCAGGUGGAUUUCUGGGAGGCGAUGCUCAUGGCCUCCUCACAAGAAGCUGUCAUCCAGGAGCUCCUGUUCCGACUUGUGUCCAUCUAUAUUGACCGACUCACAAACACAACUUCCGAUACACACCUCAACGAACCACACACACCUUCAAGACGAAGGCCGUUGAAGAGCGCUGACGAUCUGAUAAACUCGUGCUCUCAUUACGGUGCUCUCUACCCGUGGCUCACUGUUCUCAAUCCAGCUCACACUACCAGCUCCCAACACCAGGAGGCGCUGUACAAACUACAGUCUCUACUGUGUGGUCCGUCUCUAUCUGUGGGCUCCGUCGUGCCUCUGAUGGAGCGUCUGUCAGAGGAAACUUUGUGGGGCUUCAGCCUGCACCUCCUCUGCUCCACCAGGAGGGGGCAGUAUGACCGUAGCAUUGAGAAGCUGCUGGACCGAUGUCCUCAAGCCAUCAUAGCCUAUGCCAACCACCAGUUACAGGACAUACAUAUGAUGUUGUGGUGGCAGAAGCUGCUCCCUGAGCUUUGUAACAGGACGAGAGCUGCUUCGGACAACAGCAUCCUAUUGGCAGCCCUCAAAGAGACGCUGGUUGUGGUUGCCAUGGAAAUGAGUCCAACAGACUUUCUGGAGCUGAUACCUGACGACGGGACGGCCUCCUACUUCCUGCCUUACCUGUUGAGCUGUAGCCAGAGACAUUUAAUGGCCUGAGACACACACACACACACACACACACACACACACACACACACACACACACACACACACACACACCUCACACUGUACUUAAAUAUACAAGGACAAAGGUGUCAGUUGUUCAUUCAAACUGAUACAUAGAACAACUAUAUCCCAUUGUUUGCUGUUGAACUGCUGCACCGAAGCAAAUUGCGGGUUGAGUUUUUCCGUUGCUGUAAACGGUCCUAACACUGGAGUGAAAGGACAACCUGGCAACAAAGAAAACACAAAGCUGUCUCUAGUCUCUAAUGUUGUGACAAGCUCUGUUUGUCAUCAGACAAUCAUGUACAGGUUUUUGCAUGUUUACUUGACCAACUUUUGAUAUAUAUAUAUAUAAAGCAAUUCAUAUGGAUGUUUUAUCUGCGUUUUUAACUUAAUAGAACAAUAAAAUACUGUAUGCUGGAAACACAAGACCAGACUAUAGUUUAUAAAGCAGACCCUGCAGAGAAGAUAGAAAUCAUGCUUUCCAAUUUUGAGUUUUGUUUGUCAUUGCGUGUUCAUUUUUGUUACAAUUUUAAAGAUAUGUAUCUAAAAGUGGUCUUUAGGCUUUAUGUUGCCAUACAAAUGUAAUGUGUUGCUACUAACAUUUUAUUUGAUAGAGUUUGUUGUCCUAACACUAGUGCCUAAAUGCCUAAAACCUGGAAGUCACUUGGUUUGAACUAGUUAAAAGCUGCAAGAUUGUGAUUUUAUUUUUCAUGAAUUGUAGAAGUUUUUACUUGCUGGUCACUCAAAUAGAAAGUAGUUUGAAUAUAUCAGUCCACUUUUGAUUUGUUUUAAUUGUGUUUCACUCACAACUUCCUCAUUUGGUUAACUCAACUAUGUGUGCUGCUCCCUUAGUUGACACAUGAUCAUAGAUUGUUGAGUGUGGUGUGUGUCAUAACAGCUUCACCAGAGACAUGAGGUGUGACUUUGAUCAUAUUGACUCAGAUUAGAUAGUAUAUCACUAUGCUGUGUAACUGCUGCUGCUGAAAUCUGCAUACUUUAUCAAGGUUUGUUUAGCAAUCAUUAAACCGGCCUGAUGUUUUUAGCCGUGGAUUCAAAGACAUUUAUUCUUUAAUGGACGAGCAAAGACAAUACACAUAGAUCCUAACAUAUUUGUGUUUUAAUUGUAUAAGCAUUAAGUAUUUUGUAACUUGGAUUAUUGACAAUGGAAUUUACUAAAAUCAAAAGUGACUCAAUCAUGAUGUUGAUGAUUAAACAGGCCAUGAGUGAUAUGUGAA